ACACGUUUCGCCUCCCUGCACCGCACCGCUCCUCCUCAUCUUCCACUUCCACCACACCAGACCAGACCAGACCUCCUCCCCUGCUCUUCCGCCCGAAGCAAAGACCCCCAUUAAACCCCCCUCUCGCCCCCCUCUCCUUUCGGCUCUCCCCAUCCCAACCGGACCUCCAACAGUCUCCUGCCCACGCAGGGACCCUCCCGAUCCGCUUCUCCUGGGAUUCCGGGUGGUUCCCAUUCCACCUAGUAGUGGGGGGCGCGGGCAGUGCUUCGGCCUCCGUAGAUCGUUGCAGAGCCGUGGCACCCAAGCUGUGGAUCGGGGGAUCAGGAGUGGAGUAGCCCGCACGCAGCGCGCCAGCUGUUGAUUUAUGUCGUCUGCUCUGCUGCCGCUCCAUGGUUCUGAGCUCCCGACGUCAGCAGCCUCUUCUUGCUCCCUUCUCCAGCCUGGGCAGAGGGGCGCCAGACACUGCGGCUUUUGCUUCAGGAUCUCAGGAUUUGGAUUUGGGGUGAAGUACUCUGGGUUUCUGCAUUUAGACCCUUGCUUCCUACUUUGCUGCACCUGGAGGCAGUAAGAGUUGAAGAAUCCCCCAAAUCACAGUCAGUCUUGGGUCUGGUUUGGGUGGAUUGCAUUACGUCUCCUCCAAGUUCAAACAGUCAGUUGGAUUCCCGAGUUGAGUCUGAAGGAACCAGAUCUUCCCUUUUCCGGUUUCCAUCAGAAGUUAGAGAGAACCCCAUUCUGAUUUGCCAGAUUCCAUCUGUGCUGCAGUUCUUGCGCAGAUCAGGAGUCUCUUUGUCCACAAAAGUUUCAUCGAUCUCAAUUGAGGUGAAUCUGGAAGCUGUGUGCCGGGAUGCUGCCCACAGUGCAGAAGGUCCGCAUUUUCUGUGCUGAUCCUGAUGCUACAGACUCAUCUGAUGACGAAGAAGAUAAGAACAUUGCAGAAAAGAAAAUGGUUAGGGAGGUACUGGUUCCAGUGACGAACUCGAAGACCUCUAAUAGUCUGAAGACCCUUGUGCCAUGUGGAACAAAGGAUCAAGAGGUUUCAGAGAAGAAGGGGAAAUCAAGCAGGUUCCGUGGUGUGCGCAAGCGACCCUGGGGUCGAUGGGCAGCUGAGAUUCGUGAUCCGGUGAGAAAAACCAGGAAGUGGAUUGGCUCGUAUGACUCCGAGGAGGCUGCUGCUGCGGCAUAUCAGGCAUAUGCAAACCAGAUCCGUGAUGAGGUGUUAGCCAUUAAGACUAAACAGUCUGUAUCAGAACGUGCACCUCUAUCAAGUUCGUCCUCGGUUUCCUGCGUAUCUUCAUCUGCCCUGUGUGAGCAGACAGCGCAUGAACCGCAGAAUAGAGUGCUUGUGGAGAAAGAUCCUGAGCCUGUGGAUGAAGUCUUUCUGAACUUCUCCCCCACACCGAAGGAGAUUUCAAUGGACGAUUUGCUAGGACGGAUAGAUGAGAUUCCUGUUUGUGACUCUGUCAGGCCAGCUGAUGAUCUUCCACUUGACAAUUUCAAAAGGCUGCAAGAUGCAUUCCCCAUCAGUGAUUUUAUUGGUCCAGGAGAUGAUCAUCUGUAUGAUCACUAUAUUGGUCUAGCAGACAUUAGCCACCUGCCUCUUCCAAUGAAUGAGCCAGCUUUCAAUCUGGAUGCAGAGCUUGAUUGGAGUGGGUUCGACUUUGCUGCAAUUGAACGUGAACUUGAUGUCCUUUAAGGCUGCAUCAGAGAUUGUUAUACUGAAACCUACACUUGAUUAUGUUGUAUUCAGCUGAAAGCUCCUCUCUAUGUUUUCAUAUUUGUCAGAAUGCAACAAUGAAUAUGGAUUCAGGUUUCAGUCUGGCUGUAUGUGGCCGGGAUCAGGAGGCAAUUGACCUCUAAAUUUGGAGGCAAUUGGCCUCUAAAUUUUGUCAGGAAUUGUACAGUUCCUAGAGUAACUUGCCAGUGUGUGCUAUUGAUGUAACAAGUUUCAUCAUGUAAUAUGUUCUAAUUUAAUUUCAGAUCUGACGGGCUUGUGUAA
Molecule: messenger RNA, 1996 nt
Organism: Sorghum bicolor (sorghum)
Lineage: Eukaryota; Viridiplantae; Streptophyta; Magnoliopsida; Poales; Poaceae
Product: pathogenesis-related genes transcriptional activator PTI6
Exons: 5
Coding region: 845-1693 (282 amino acids)
Biological process (GO): regulation of DNA-templated transcription
Molecular function (GO): DNA-binding transcription factor activity; DNA binding
Source: RefSeq, a predicted model, not a curated record